Molecule: messenger RNA, 858 nt
Organism: Schizophyllum commune H4-8
Lineage: Eukaryota; Fungi; Basidiomycota; Agaricomycetes; Agaricales; Schizophyllaceae
Exons: 3
Coding region: 1-858 (285 amino acids)
Source: RefSeq, a predicted model, not a curated record
AUGACCCAUUAUCCCAACCCACCUCGAUAUCAAGCUCAAGCGCCCAAGGUCUGCGAGCGCUUUUCGACGCCCGCGCACGGCACGCUCUGCUUCGAGUCCUCUGACGAUGUCGUCUUCCACGUCGAUGGCGCGCGCCUCCGACACAACGCGCGCAGCCUCCCACUGACCUCUUUCGGCGAGGUCAUAUCGCUUCAGGAGGACGCCGAGACGCUCGAGCGCCUGUUCCGUAUCGUCUAUCAGGACAAGGGCGUCAGGCCGGAUACGCUUCCCUUCGAGCAGCUCGUUCUCCUGGCGGAGGCGGCGGAGAAGUAUCAAGCGUACGCGGCGUCGAUGAUGUGUAGGCUGGCGAUGAAAUCGCACGGCCGAACUCACACUUUGGAGGUCAUGGAAUACGCAGCAAGAAACAAGGAUGACGACGUUCUGGAUGACGCCGCCACCUUCUCGGUGGGCUUGAACCCGAAGGACGUCUACGCCUCGAUUCCCGGGCCAUGCUUCGCAGCCUGGGUGCGCAUCCCUUCGCGCGCUGAACACUCACGCAUCGCUCACGUUCCUCAUGCUCAGGUCGUCUACAUCGACCAGUACAGCAAUCUCAUGCGUCACAUGACCGAGUAUCGCUACGCUGGCUGCGUCUGCUCGCCUUGCGUCGACAAGGUCGUGCGCAAUGCGGUGCUGCGGGGUCCUGAGGGGCUGGUGCGGCUCGAGGAGUUGUUCACGGAGGCGGUGCUGUAUCCUGUGGACCACGGGGCGUGCUCGCGGGGGAAGAGCGAUACGGGAUGCCGGGAGUACUUGCGCGAGUGGAAGGGGCGAUUGGAGAAGGCGGUGGAGAGGGUAGAGCCCAUGUCGAGCUUCUUGUCGUAA